Messenger RNA from Nezara viridula (southern green stink bug), 2329 nucleotides. The record is from the annotation of a GenBank genome assembly. Lineage: Eukaryota; Metazoa; Arthropoda; Insecta; Hemiptera; Pentatomidae.
UAAUAAAUUAAGUUAUUAAAAUUUUUUUAUUCAGUAGAUUAAUCACAUUUGGAUGUACAUCGAUGAUCAAAAAAGCAUAUAUAACACAGGCGUUGUCCACCUGAUCUCACUCUUCAACUGGGUUAAACUGUCAGCUGUUAGGUCCCCGUACUCUAUCAGAAAUGGCUAUAUCUUCGAGUCAAGCUGUUAAAGAACAUGUUUUGGCUGUUUCAAGAGAUUUUGUCUCUCAGCCAAGAUUAACCUACAAAACUGUGUCUGGUGUAAAUGGACCUUUAGUCAUUUUAGAUGAAGUUAAAUUUCCAAAGUAUAAUGAAAUUGUUCAGCUAAGACUUGCUGAUGGAACAUUAAGAUCUGGCCAAGUUUUGGAAGUCAGUGGUUCCAAAGCUGUUGUUCAGGUUUUUGAAGGUACUUCCGGUAUAGAUGCUAAAAACACAAUAUGUGAAUUCACUGGAGAUAUUCUUCGGACUCCAGUGUCUGAAGAUAUGCUUGGACGAGUCUUCAAUGGGAGUGGAAAACCCAUUGACAAGGGACCUCCAAUCCUUGCAGAAGAUUAUUUGGAUAUUCAAGGACAGCCCAUAAAUCCUUGGUCUCGUAUUUAUCCUGAGGAAAUGAUUCAGACUGGUAUCUCUGCAAUUGAUGUUAUGAAUUCAAUUGCCAGAGGACAAAAGAUCCCUAUCUUCUCAGCUGCUGGUUUACCCCACAAUGAAAUUGCUGCUCAGAUUUGUCGACAGGCUGGUUUAGUAAAAUCACCUGGAAAGUCUGUUCUUGAUGACCAUGAAGAUAAUUUUGCUAUAGUAUUUGCAGCUAUGGGUGUUAACAUGGAAACUGCUCGAUUUUUCAAGCAAGAUUUUGAGGAAAAUGGUUCCAUGGAGAAUGUGUGCUUGUUUUUGAACUUGGCAAAUGACCCAACUAUUGAACGUAUUAUCACGCCUCGUCUUGCUCUCACUGCUGCAGAGUUUCUUGCCUACCAAUGUGAGAAGCAUGUUUUGGUUAUAUUGACAGACAUGUCUUCUUAUGCAGAGGCCCUGCGAGAGGUAUCUGCUGCCAGGGAAGAGGUGCCCGGUAGAAGAGGAUUCCCAGGUUAUAUGUACACCGAUUUAGCAACCAUUUAUGAGAGAGCUGGACGUGUUGAAGGCAGAAAUGGCAGUAUAACUCAAAUUCCAAUUCUUACUAUGCCUAAUGAUGAUAUUACUCACCCAAUUCCUGAUUUGACGGGAUAUAUUACUGAGGGCCAAAUCUAUGUUGACCGUCAAUUACAUAACAGACAAAUUUACCCACCAAUUAAUGUACUGCCAUCAUUGUCCCGUUUAAUGAAAUCUGCCAUUGGAGAGGGAAUGACCCGAAAGGAUCAUUCAGAUGUCUCAAAUCAAUUGUACGCCUGCUAUGCUAUUGGUAAAGAUGUGCAAGCCAUGAAGGCUGUUGUGGGAGAAGAGGCACUUACACCCGACGAUCUUCUCUACUUAGAGUUCUUGACAAAAUUUGAAAAGAACUUCAUUUCACAAGGUACCUACGAGAACAGAACAGUUUUUGAAUCAUUAGACAUUGGUUGGCAAUUACUGCGUAUAUUCCCCAAGGAAAUGUUAAAGAGGAUCCCAGCAUCUACCCUGGCAGAGUUCUACCCCAGGGACUCAAGGCAUACAACCACAAAAUAAAUAUAGAUUUGACCUGGACCAUUCCAUAUUGUUUCAUUUGCAGCAAGCUCUUCAUCUACAAACAUUCCGGGGUGAACUUUUAAGUAGUGUUUUUAUGUAUAUUUUAAUUAAAACUUGUAUAUAUUAAAAAAACAAACAAAAAUAUUUUGUGACGUCUUCUUAAGUUACUUCAUUAGUAACUUAAUUUGAUGUGACUGUAACAAUAAAUCAACCCAAUCUGAAAAACACUUAUAAUUUUACAUUCAUAUACUAUAUUUUAUUUUAGUUUCUUAGUCUGCUAUUUUGAUUAGAAUUUCUCAGAUCCUGGUGUUAGGGGUCCCCAGAUAAGCUUAAACUAUUAGAUUGAUUCUCUAUGUGCUGGACUGUUAUCUAUAUAUCCUUAUAUUCCAGGAGUAAAAUGGAAUGUCAUUAAACCACAAGAGAAUUUAUCAUGAAUUUUAACAGUAUUUAAGAAGCAUAUGUCUGUAUAGAACAAGAAUGUAUUUAAUUAAAAAAUAUAAUUGAUAUUAACAUACAAAUAUUGGUAAAUUGAAAUAAAUUGUUGGUAGAUAAAAGUGUAUGUUAAGAAAUACUUAGUUAUUAGUUUUAUUCUCCCUAUUGUCUCAAAAGUUAUUUAAUUUGUUAGGCAUAUUUUAUGUUAAAUUUGAGAAAUAAAUUUAUUGUUAAGCCAAAAAGUU